Messenger RNA from Ochlerotatus camptorhynchus, 2049 nucleotides. RefSeq names its product membrane-bound transcription factor site-2 protease (gene S2P). Bases 233 to 1750 code for a protein of 505 amino acids. NCBI's taxonomy places the organism in Eukaryota, Metazoa, Arthropoda, Insecta, Diptera, Culicidae. The record is from RefSeq and is a predicted model, not a curated record. The transcript is spliced from 3 exons. Gene Ontology annotation, cellular component: cytoplasm; membrane. Gene Ontology annotation, molecular function: metalloendopeptidase activity; protein binding. Gene Ontology annotation, biological process: membrane protein intracellular domain proteolysis; regulation of response to endoplasmic reticulum stress.
AGGUUUUUUGUUUUGAUUGUGAUCCAUUGGCAGUGCGGUGCAAGUGCAGCAAAUAAAUAAUAAUCAUUGUGUAUGGAGGAAAGAAGGGAAUAAAAAAAACAAACCGGUGAGUGAAACUAAGUGCAUCAAUUUGUGUUCCAAAUCAGCGGACAUUGCAUCAUUGCCAGUUGAAUGAUGUAAAUCGAACUGUUUUUGGAAGGAGACAAAUUGCAAAAUCCAUCAAACGAAAAACAUGGACUUCUUGCUACUCCUGGGCGUGGUGGUGGCCAUUUACGGGGUGCUCUUGUUUUUCGACAAUUUUUUCAAGAGCUGCAUGCACUACCCAUACGAGGCAUUCCUCAAGGGAACGGGCCUCUCGAUAAAAUUCCUUCGUCUGCAGUGGCAUACAACGGCCCUAAAUCGGUCCAUUGUCAAAUGGAGCACGGCUUAUCCGAAACUCCUGGAUCUCAAUUUUAGCUUGGGAGUGUAUCUGUCGGUUUUACUGAUGCCGCUAGCAUCGCUGUUGAUCGUCGUCUCUGCUUUCCAUACCAGGAGUUCCGGAAAGGUCGGCUCGGAUGGAGCUGCUGCCGGAUCCAGUGCGGCCAAGAAUACCGUUUCGUUCGAUUUGCUCAUUCCGGGAGUCAAUUUGCCGCUGAACGAAAUCGGAUACUACAUCGCGGCGCUGGGCAUUAACAGCGUCGUGCACGAGCUUGGCCAUGGGUUGGCUGCCGUUUUGGAGGAUGUUCCGAUCAAGGGCUUCGGCUUUCACGUGAUGCUGAUCAUUCCAAUGGCUUACACGCAGCUCGAUUCGGACCAGCUGAAUGCGCUGAAAACGUGGAAGCGACUGAAGGUGCUCUGCGCCGGCAUAUGGCACAAUCUACUGCUGGGGGCUUUUACGUAUUUGCUGUUUGUGACCACUCCGGUGAUGUUGUCGGCGAUUUACCGGGUGAACGAAUCGGUGAUGGUGACGGACAUUAAGAAUAACUCGCCGCUUCUGGGUGCACGGGGACUGGAGGAAGGUGACAUCGUAACCUCGAUCAACAGCUGCGAGGUCCGCAACGAGGCAUCCUGGUACGACUGCCUGCUGGAAUCGCUCCAUUCGCAACCCUCCUACUGCAUAUCGCCGGACUUUGUCCACCUGAACGAUGAAUCCGUUCCGAUCUCGCACAAAAACGACGGCCUCAUCGAGUGCUGCAACGCCGAGAACAAAGCCUCCAACUGUUUCGAGUACAUGGUGGACGUGAACGAAGAGGACGUUGCCCUCCCGCAGCACAUGUGUCUCAACAUUAGGAAGGUCGUUGAGAACUCCUUUGGCUACUGUCACCAGAAACCGAUCUGCCCGGAAGGACAUUGCUUCAAACCGAUUAUCAACAAUUUCACGACCAUUCUGCAAAUCAGGAGGGAUAGGAAGCCGGAUGUCAUCUACAUCGGGCAUCCAGCGGAUCUGACCCGAACCAUUCGAAUCUCGCAGUUUGUACCGAAGACGUCGAUCUUCCGACCGGGUUUUGCGGAUCAUAUUCAACUACUGCUCAAGUAUGUGACCGUUUUUGCCUUGGGAUUAUCGAUCAUCAAUGUGAUUCCCUGUUUCGGGUUCGACGGGCAGCACAUUGUCAGUACAUUGUUGUCCAAUGGAUUGGUUGUCAGUCGGGUACCUCAAAAGAGCAAACGCGACGUGAUUGCACUGUGUAUCAACUGCAUUGGAACGUUGUUUGUGUUUAUUCUGCUGACGAAGGUCUUUUGGCAGAUGUUAUUCAAAGCACUGUGGCCGUAGAGGGAGGGGGACGGCGAUCUGAAUUUUGUACAACUGACAGUGGUUCUACGUUGACGUAGAGCCGCGCACCUUAGGGCGUAAUAUUGAAGAAUCAUGUGCUGUAGUCAAUAGCGUUUAAGACAUUUUGCAUGUAAGGAAAACAUCACGAAACGAAGAUGAUAGCAAUAGCCGUUAUUUGGUAGCGAUGACGUGGUGUGCGUGUAUACUGAGCAACGAUGUGCAACUUUGUUUGUAAUACUAAAUACCUGUAAACCGAGUAAAAGGUGUAGCUAAAUACAAUCACCCUUUUUAAAUACCAA